Molecule: messenger RNA, 1176 nt
Organism: Aspergillus campestris IBT 28561
Lineage: Eukaryota; Fungi; Ascomycota; Eurotiomycetes; Eurotiales; Aspergillaceae
Exons: 2
Coding region: 1-1176 (391 amino acids)
Biological process (GO): anaphase-promoting complex-dependent catabolic process
Cellular component (GO): anaphase-promoting complex
Source: RefSeq, a predicted model, not a curated record
AUGCUCUCCCUCCCACUCAUCACCCCUCGUGACUCCCACGACCUCUGGUUCGGCUCCUCCCAACCCAACCGCUCCUCCCACCCACACUCCUCCCCCACCGACCACCACCACCUCCGCCGCACAAGCCAGCACCACCACCACAACGGACGCACAUCCACAACGACAAGCGCCCCCGACAACGUCCUCUCCGCGCUGCACCUCGAAGAGCGCGCGCUGCGAGCGCGCAAAAACAACAUCGCCUCGUUCGGAUGCUCGUGGAUUCGGCCUGCAGGAUGUCCCAAGACCAUGCUCGGCAUGAAGGAGGAGGAGGCGGAGAGGGAGGAGGCGCUUGCUGCUGCGGCCGCCGAGAUGGCUGCUGCUGUUGCGGCGGCGGAUCCGGGGGUGGAUGAGAUGGGGGCGCAGGGACAGGGUCAGGCUGGUGGGGACGGGCAGGAUGAUACGGGGAUGGAGAGGGAUUUGGAUGAUGAUAUUCCUGAUGCCGAUGCUGAUGAUGAUGUGGAGGGGCUUGUGGAGGAGGGGGAGGAGGGGCUGGAGGAGGAGGAUGGGGUUGAUGAAGAGGGGUAUAUGGAGAGGGAUUUGGAUGAUGAUAUUCCGGAGGCUUUUCCGGAUGAUGAUGAUGAAGAAGAAGAAGAGGAGGAAGAGGAAGACGAGUUUGAAGAGCACGACUUCAACAACCAGCCCGACCUAGACGACGACAUCCCCAGCGGCGCCGCCGACGACGACGACGACAACGAAAGCAUGGAAGAAGAGGAAGAACAAGGCAUGGACCACGACCUCGACGACGACAUCCCCGAAGCAGCCGAGAACCGCUCCGACCAAGAAGACGAAUGGCAACACACAGACACAGACGCCGAGUUCGACGACGAGGACGAAGAGAUCAGCUUCGCGCAGAGCCUCCGCGCCAGCACAACCAGCAGCCGCGGCGGUCUGCCCCCGCCGCCCCCGUGCGGAGACACCGCGAGACGGAGGCGCAGCGGCGCUUUCUCCAGCGCUGGAGCGGUGGCGGCGAUGCCUUUGAUACGAGCAGUAUGCUUGUCGAUGACGACGAUAGUAAUCUGCGCUCGUCGAUCACCAGCCAGACGAGUCGUCGGGGUACGGGGACGGGUACGGGCACGGGUGCGGGCGCGGGUGCUUUUGGGCGGUUCCCUCGGCGGCGGACGGGGGGCCGAGGGAUAG